This is a messenger RNA of Mus pahari (shrew mouse), 1423 nucleotides long. RefSeq names its product dendrocyte expressed seven transmembrane protein (gene Dcstamp). Lineage: Eukaryota; Metazoa; Chordata; Mammalia; Rodentia; Muridae. The record is from RefSeq and is a predicted model, not a curated record. The transcript has 3 exons. Gene Ontology annotation, cellular component: membrane. Bases 1 to 1413 code for a protein of 470 amino acids.
AUGAAACUCUGGACCUUGGGCACCAGUAUUUUCCUAAGGCUUUGGGGGACUUAUGUGUCUCCACGAAGCCCUAGCUGGAUGGACUUCAGCCAACAUUUGGGAGCUUCUUGCUUUGUGGCUUUCCUUUCUGUGAGCCUCUUCUCUGCAGCCUUCUACUGGGUCCUGCCAUCCGUUGCCCUGCUCUCUGCUGUCUGGAUGGUCACCUGUGUUCUUCUAUGCUGUUCCAAGCGCGCACGAUGCUUCAUUCUUCUGGCCGUUCUCUCGUGUGGCCUCCGGGAAGGUAGGAACGCUUUGAUUGCGGCUGGCACUGGGGUAGUGAUCUUUGGACAUGUGGAAAAUAUUUUUUAUAACUUCAGAGGUCUCCUAGACAGCAUGACUUGCAACCUAAGGGCAAAGAGCUUUUCAGUACAUUUCCCACUUUUAAAACGGUAUACUGAAGCCAUCCAGUGGAUUUACGGUCUUGCCACGCCGCUGAAUCUAUUUGAUGACCUUGUUUCUUGGAACCAGACUCUGGUGGUCUCUCUUUUUAGUCCCAGCCACGCCCUGGAGGCUCACAUGAAUGACACUAGAGGGGAAGUCCUGGGUGUCCUGCACCAUAUGGUGGUCACGACGGAGCUGCUGACUUCCGUGGGUCAGAAGCUGCUUGCCCUCGCCGGGCUUCUGCUCAUCCUAGUCAGCACUGGCCUCUUCCUGAAGCGGUUCCUGGGCCCUUGUGGCUGGAAGUAUGAGAAUGUCUACAUCACCAGACAAUUUGUUCAGUUUGAUGAAAAGGAGCGGCACCAACAGCGACCCUGUGUCCUCCCGCUGAAUAAGAAGGAAAGGAAGAAAUACGUCAUCAUCCCAUCUUUGCAGCUGACUCCAAAAGAGAGGAAAGCCCUUGGGCUAUUCUUCCUUCCUGUCCUGACCUAUCUCUACAUGUGGGUGCUGUUUGCUGCUGUGGACUAUCUGCUGUAUCGGCUCAUCUCCUCCAUGAACAAACAGCUCCAAAGCUUGCCAGGGCUGGAAGUUCACUUGAAACUACAUGGAGAGAAGCAAGGAACUCAAGAAGUCGUCCAUGAUUCUGCCUUUAAUAUAUCUAUGUUCGAACCGAGCUGCAUUCUUAAACCACGUCUCAGUGUGUCUGACACUUGGGUUCCUCUCAGUAUUAUUCUCUUAACACUAAUAAUACUAGGAUUGUUGUCUUCUAUGCUGAUGCAGCUUAAAAUUCUCGUGUCAGUCUCCUUUUACCCCAAAGUGGAGAGGGAGAGGAUUGAAUACCUCCAUGCGAAGCUCCUUGAGAAACGAUCAAAGCAGCCACUGGGAGAGGCUGACAGGAAACCGAGCCUGUACUUUAAAAAGAUUCACUUCUGGCUUCCAGUCCUGAAAAUGAUUUGGAAGAAGCAGAUGAUCCCUGCAAAUGAAGAUGACCUAUGAGAAACCCGGU